UGGUAAAGUGCAAGUCACGGCUGCUGGAGUCCUCGGUACUCAAAUGAAAAGCUGCAUAUCUAGCAAAUUUUACUUUUUAAUGGGAAUAUAAAUUUUUGUUGAGGUGCUGUCUUUCAACCCUAAUCCUUUCACCAAGAAUGAAACUAUUUAAAAGUUAAGAUGCCAACAGAUCACGAGGAGCCCUGUGGUCCCCGUCACAGGGCGUUUUGCCUGAAUGGGGGGAUUUGUUAUGUGAUUCCUACCAUUCCCAGCCCAUUCUGUAGGUGCAUUGAGAAUUAUACAGGAGCUCGUUGUGAAGAGGUUUUUCUCCCAAGCUCCAGCAUCCAAAGCCAAAGUAACCUGUCAGCAGCUUUCGUGGCCCUGGUGAUCCUCGCCGUCACCCUCGCCAUCGCAGCGCUCUGCUUCCUGCGCAGGAAGGGCCACCUGCAGAGGGCCAGUUCAGUCCAGUGUGAGAUCAGCCUGGCAGAGACAAGCAACACCGGUCCCCACCACAGUCACAGAGAGCACUGAAGACACAGCCAGUAAGGGGCGCUAUUGAGUCAUCUUACACAGGCAGAGAGUGGACCGUGAACCACGCAA
Acomys russatus (golden spiny mouse) is the source of this 579-nucleotide messenger RNA. RefSeq names its product neuregulin 4 (gene Nrg4). Gene Ontology annotation, biological process: nervous system development; intracellular signal transduction; animal organ development. The record is from RefSeq and is a predicted model, not a curated record. Bases 160 to 510 code for a protein of 116 amino acids. The transcript has 6 exons. Gene Ontology annotation, molecular function: chemorepellent activity. NCBI's taxonomy places the organism in Eukaryota, Metazoa, Chordata, Mammalia, Rodentia, Muridae.